ACUGCAGAUCCCAGAAUGCCACGCGGUCUGUUUGCUCUUUUGUUGCCGGAAAACAAUUCAAAGAAUGGAGGCACAUCCCGAUCUUAAGAGGUUGGAAAAGGGAGAUGUAUCUCAGCAAGAGGAGUCGCAGGGAUCAGAUCUGGCUGUUGAGCGCUUUAUCAGUAGCUCUACGCCGGCAUCAAGGUUCCUGCAGGCGGAACUGGAACUGAAUGCAAGGUUACGGAUGAUGUCCUUUGGAAAACCAGUGCGAUACACGUACAACCCGCUGGAGUAUGCCUGGGACACGCAUCAAUGUUACGUGGAGACGUACUGUCGAGAAGGGCAGAGUAUUCUCUUUUUGGGAAUGAACCCAGGCCCUUUUGGCAUGGCACAAACAGGGGUUCCGUUCGGCGAGGUAAAAGCAGUUCGUAAUUGGUUGAAGAUCACUGGAAGGGUUGGACGUCCAGCUGACGAGCACCCCAAACGACGAAUCACGGGGCUGGACUGUACUCAGAGUGAAGUAAGCGGAGCGCGUUUCUGGGGCUUUUUCCAAGAGCUUUGCGGCGAGCCACAAAACUUCUUCCGUCACUGUUUUGUGCACAACUUGUGCCCUCUCAUCUUCAUGAAUGAAUCAGGCAAGAACCUAACGCCACCUGAACUGCCCGCCGGGGAGCGCGACGCUCUUUUAUCCUGUUGCGAUGGUGCCCUUUGUCAGGUUGUCGCUGCAUUGGGCGUUUCCAUGGUUAUUGGAGUGGGCAAAGUUUCUGAGCAGCGAGCUCGGCGGGCUCUGUCUGAAGCGGGUAUUAAGGUGAGAGUGGAGGGUAUUAUGCAUCCAUCACCAAGAAACCCACUGGCCAAUAAGGGUUGGGCAAACAUAGUCAGGACCAGGCUAGAGGAACUGGGACUUUUGAGUUUGCUCACUAAAUGACCAUUCUUACAUCAUAACAGCCAGGAGCAGUUGUUCGAAUUAUGUCAAAGAUUAUGGGGGUCCACUAGCUAAGCCCCACCCACCCAAGCCUCCCCUUAUUAUAGGGUCGCAGUGAUUUCACAAAGUAAGAUCUGAUCGUGAUUUAACAUUUUUGUUGGUCCUGGAUCAUUGUUUUAAUAAAAAAAAACGAAUUACCCCAAUAACUUCUUUAAAUUAGUAUAAAAUAAUACUUUCAGAAUCAUUUUUAAAAGGCCCUAACCCUAAAGAUUACUAAAUAUAAUAACUAAAGACAAAAACUAAAGAUUCUUACCAUCAACGAGAUGAAAAUAAUCCACAGGCAGAGACAUGGCUGUUUCCCGCAUUUGUAGGCUGCAUACGUCAUCAAGAAGACUGUCUUAUUUCAGAAUAUUAACAAUUAUAAAGUUAACUAUUAUUCUUAGUUAACCGUAAAUUGUUGUAAUAUGUUCAUGAUUUGCGAAUGUAAUGCUCUGUUAUUAUUGACGUCAAUUCCUCCAGAAACAGUUUACAUUUAUUUCAGACAGAAAUCUUUUGGAUUCGUUUAUUGCGAAAUUGGGACAAAUAAUGGACAGUAUCGCUUUGUGCCAGCGCAACACAAGACUUUUAAAUUAAUGUAGUUUUUUAAUUUGAAUAAAAACAAGGGGACCUCCCUAAUUGAUAUUUUUGUGCUUUAUAUAGGGUCCCUUAAUGCUUAUAGGAGGUCCGGGACCACCCCAGCCCCCCCUCAUAAUUUGAACACUGCCCAGGAGUACUUUUGAACUCUAAUAUAAUCAAUGUUGUACCAAGAAAUUGAUGUAAUUGUUGAUUUGUAUUUUACGUGUGUGUGCGUGCGUGUCAUUUUUAGAAGUGACAAUGCUUACAAAAUACAGCCGUGGAAAAAAUUAAAGGCGGGGUGCAUGUUCUCUGAAAGCCAAUGUUGACAUUUGAAAUCACCUAAACAAACACGCCCCUACCCCAAUAGAAUCUGGAUCUUCUUUUAAUAGAGCCACCCCACACAUACGCAACCCAGGCAACGAUACGGACUACCGGCACAUCCGGGAACUUGACUGUAAAUUUCGUCACUGCCCCUUUUUGGGGGAAAACAAACUAGACUUAUAGACUUCCAUACAAAAAAGCGGAACAAAGCAACGUUCGUACACAGCCGGCAGGCAUAAAUAACUUAAGAAAUCACUCAGAUUAAACAUGUUGAGUAAUUAUCUGUCCACCAUGCCUGCCAUAGAGCGCGAAAGAUACAUUAACAUUUAUGUAAUAACGCUAUCCUGUGAUUGCUGGAAUAUCACUAAGGCUAGUUAUAUGGCUGGACGGAAAAGUGCACUCAGUACUCUAAAUAUAAAGACAUAAUAUAUAAAUACGAAGUAACUUUCAAAUACAAAGUAAAAUCAUUCACUGGCUUCCCUGUUGACUCGAUGAGGUACGAGUAAAUGUCCGGGUAAGACACCUCUGGCCAAUGGGAAGCGUUGUUACACAAACUUAACGCUGUGAGAAUGAAAGAGACAUGUUUUUAUAAUGACCAAAUUAAAUGUGUUAAUGUAUCUUUUGCGCUCUAUGGCAGGCAGGGUGGACAGAUAAUUACUCAACAUGUUUAAUCUGAGUGAUUUCUUAAGUUAUUUACGCCUGCCGGGUGUGUACGAACGUUCCUUUGUUCCGCUAUUUUGUAUGGAAGUCAAUGGGAAGUCUAGUUUGUUUUCCCCCAAAAGUGGGCGUGAACCUGUUCAGAGACAUUCUAUGACGUUGCGCCGGUUGUGCGUAUGUCGGUUAGUAGACUUGCCCUACCAAGUUUGGACCAUGUUUUCCCUAUUUCAAUUUUCUGCAAAUAAAUGUACAGAAAAACAUUAUUUUUAUUAGGAACAUUAGAAAUGUUGUCGGUAGUUUGCAGAAUAAAACAAAAAUGAUCAACUUACUUAAACUACGGUAAAUAGAAAAUUUAAAAAACUGAAAAUAGUCUUGAAGUGGUCUCUUAAUUUUUUGUAUAUCUGUAUAUACACAGGAAAAUCCCCAGUGUUAAAUUAACUCUACCAGUGUUAAAUCAACACUAUUUGGUGUUUAUAUAAUCCACACUAAGAUCGGUGUUAAAAAAGACUGGUGUUAAAAAUAUAACUCUGAAUCAGUGUUAAAGUUAAUGAGAUAAUGAAGUGAUGAUUAAGACAUUAAUGGUGAACACCUGCUGGUCAUUCAAAUCAAUUACAUUUUGGACAUUUUCCUGUCUCUAAAUUUUUAUUUUGAUGACUCGUUUUCUGGAGAAAAUACUAAAAUAAUAAAGAAAGACAAAUUCUUAAAUGCAAUAAAUUAAUACUGUUGGGUGUAUGCCUCCAAAAGCUUUCACGCUUGCCUCUCUAUCAGCAUCUCUGUUUGAAAAUAAAAAGAUAACUUGCUGAGUUAUUUUCUAAUUGGAUAAGUUUAACUUCUAAACAGCUGUCAGAACAAAAUACAAGUGCUCAACUAUUCCAGCAUCCACACGCGUGAUUUAGUAGACAAAUCUUCUUUCUGACGCGAUGUCUCACAAGUCAAAGAGACAUUUAUCACAAAAUGUAUCACAUUAAAUCUUAAGUUUGUGUUUGUUAUGAGUUCAUUUGAAGUCACCAUUAUUGUGAUUUGUGUUUCCUUUAGUUAGGCAUUUGUCCCUUGACCUUCACUAAUCUAACUCUCCUCUUUAAGCAAUAGCAACAAUGUUUCAGUAAAACCACUUGUUCAUUGCUUCAUGUAAGGGGAGAACCUUCCAGACCUUCUCAGUUUAUUUAUAUUAUAUUCUACUCUACAAAUCAUUGAAACAUUUGAUCACAAAUUAAUUAUAAAGAAAGAGGCAUAUAGAAAAGCUCUGUACAAAUGACAUUGUAUUGAAUGAGACUGCUGUAAUGCUUUAGUGUUUUUUUGUUGUUGUUGUUGUUGUUGUUGUUUGCUUAAGAGAGACUUCAUGUUUUCUGAUACAAAUCUCAACAAUGGUGACAGUUAAUGGUAAGAAAGUUGCUUAAUUUUUGUCAUGUUGCAAUGCAUGAUGGGAUUUAUGAAUGAGUUUUCUACAAUCCUGGUACCCAGCAUGCAUUGCGGCAUGAAGCUUUGUAGUUGAUUGUCACCAUGAUUGUGUUUUAUAGGCUGAUUGUUGAUGUCUCAGUGUGUCUGACUUACACCACAGAUUAGAUUUGGGUAAACAUUAUUUAACUCUUCAGGGUAUGUGGACUUUCACAGCACUGUUGGAUUUCAUGGGAGCCUCACAGGGUUGGCAGAACAUAAAUUAAACACUUAUAUUUAGUGAUUACUUUUUUAUGAUAUCAUUGAAUCCCAAGACUUAUACUUUCAUACUAAUUAACAUAGUAUGAGUUAUAGACUUCACUUCUCUCAUCUUCCUCUGCUUUAACAGAUGUGUUUUAUAAACACACUGCCACAAUUAGCAGAAGAAAACUAACACCAAACUUCAAGACCCAGGUACCCAACUAAAGGAAACACUAAUCGGAGCAAUGGUGACUUACUUUAUUAACCAGAUUUACAGCAGUUCUUUAGAAGUUAAACCUAUCAUCCAUGUAACUCUGCAAGCAAGUUGUAAUUUUAGUUUUCAAACAGAGAUGAUGAUAGUGUUCAUUUAACUAUGGGGAUUUCAUCUAUUGCAUUUAAUAAUUUGGCUUUCUUCCUCAUUUUAUUACUUUCUCCAGAAAAAGAGUCAACAAAAUAAACAUUUUAAGACAGGAACAAUUCCAAAAUUGAGUUGAUUUGACACGGAAUGACCAGCAGGUGUUCACUAUUAAUGACUCAAUCACUUCAUUAUCCUAUUAACUUUAACACUGAUUUAGUGUUUUUUUAACACCAAUCUUGGUGUGGAUUAUAUAAACACCGAGCAGUGUUAAUUUAACACUGGGGAUUUUACUGUGUAUCUUUGUUUUUGAGCAUAUUUGAAUUUUUAUGUCCGAGUUGUAAAGAUGCACAAAUAUAUGGCAUAAUAUGUUAUGAAUUAGUGUGUUCCUGUAACUCAGUUGGUGGAGCUUUACGUGGCAAAGCAAAGGUUACCUGAGAUCAAAUAUACUGAAACAUUGUUUAGCUUUAGUUUGAAAUCAAAUUACUGUACAUUGGUUUGGAUGAAAGCAUCUGCCAAAUGCAUAAAGACAAAUCCAGAAAUAAUAUAAUUGUCAUAAACUAAAACAUUAUCAAAAUCCUGAAUGUAUGCAGGUCUUUACACAAAGACUUCUGAAGGUUGUUUGUGCAUCUUUGUUUACUAUGUGUUUAUUUCUAUGUUGUUGCCCCAAAUGUUGUAUAAAAUGUUUGAAUAAUGGCAAUAAAUUCUACCUCAUAUACAGUACAAUAAAUGAACAUUUUAUUUUUAUCCUUAUAUAUCAUUAGGCACAGCUAUGUAGACAUUUGUUACGUCUUUGAGGUACUAAGUGAACUCUUUAGGUCUAAAGGUGCACUUUUAUUUAAAGGGUUACAUAUUUUGAAAAUUUUUUCCUGACAGUGUAGUGUAUAUUUGAUUUAUAAAUAUAUAUUAAGAUACUGUAGAUUCAGGCUGUAUAUUUAAACUGUAUAUUAACAACAAACUGAAGAGUAAUCUUCCUGAGAGUUUGGAAGAAACAGCCGUCAUCCAGAAAGGAUACAAAAUGAAAACGCAAAAUAUCACUAAUUUCAUGAUUCCUAAGCACAGAUAUUCUAAAGAUAAAAAUCUUUAGUCUCAAAGUAGCUGCACACUUAUAGACAAACUGUUAUAUUUUAUUAAUCAUUCAUGUCCAUGCAGUGCACAAUCUGAUAAAUAAUAAAUGCCUUCCUUACCAAACACCAGUUCCAAUACUCUUCAGUGCUUUGUUGUUGUGUAGUAAAUACACAGUUAUAAUCUGUCUCUGUUGUCUUGACACGGUAACCUCCCGAUGACCUGAUAGCAUCAUGUAUGAAGAGACACUAAGCAUGUACAUUAGUCCCCGUUUGUCAGAGCCAUCAAUACAAUAACAAAUGAGAGCUUUGGGUUAUUAAAGGAGAAUCAGAGCACAGAACAUAGAUUUAUUUGCAACAUUUAAUCAUAACAUUAUUAUGUUUUACAGCUACAAAACGUAAUUAUACCCUUUAGUAACAAUAUAACAUUUAAAAGAUAUUUUAAGCUGCUAAUACAGUCCUACCCCUAAAUAUAAGAACGAUAAUUCAGCUUCUCUCUGUCAAGGUGUGCAUUCAAAUUUCAAAAGUACAUCGACUGAAAGCCGGCAAUUCCACAAUUCUGCGCUGUAAAAAACAAUUUGCUGUAAUUAUGCAGCUUGUUGCCAGUAACUUACUGUAGAAGAUAAAGACUGAAAAUCUUUCAUGUUCAUUUAACUUUGAACAAACUGUUGCCAGUAAAUAACAUAAAUGUAAAAUCUACAGUAAGUUUCUGUCACGGUGCGUUUGACAGAACCCAAGUGCAAGACAACGAAGUAUCAAAAAUAGGAAUUUAUUAUAACAGAAAACACAAAUAACAACCCACGAGGGGGCAAAGCAACAAAACCAGGAUAAUAAAUAUGAAAGAAAACACUAAACUGGGUAACAAGGAAACAAUAACUAGAUAAAACAGACAAAGAACUAACACUGAUCUAACAAGGCAUGGAACAAGGACUGGAUUCACACAUGAAACGGCAAUGAACAGGCACAGACUAACAAACACAAGGACCUUAAAUAGGGGAGAACUAAUGAAGACAACAGGUGACAUGGAUUAAACAAUGAGGGUGACAAGGGAGCGAGGUAAAAGUGACAAGACACUGGGAACACGUGGUCCAGUAAAACCAAUACUCAGACCACGUGAUCCCACACAGAACAUGGGCAUGUCAUGAUUCUGCCACAAGACUAGAUUAACACAGGAUAACCUGGCAGAACCAUGACAGUUACUGGCAGUUAGUUGCCAGUAAUACUGUAAUUUCUACAGAAAUUUUUUACAGUGUGUGAAGUAGCAGCGUUUGACGUAAAGCUUCUUGAGGUGCAAUAUUUGAAUUAAAAUUCAUAACGAAUGUGAUAUUUGACGUUGACAGUUGCUAAUGAGAACUGGGAUGAAGAUCAGUGAAGGACUGAAUUUGGAUCUGUUCCUUUGGAUCGUACGAAAUUUAAAGAUGUGAAUUACAGUGAAUGAAUAAAAUUAACAUCUUUUGUGAAUUUAUGUUGGGGUUUGGUGUAAUUAUUGUUGCAUAGGAGACGAUUGCAAGAAAACACCUUUUGUGUGUCAUGGCAAACAAACUUAAUAAUACAAAAUGGUUGAAUGUUUACAUACAUGCUAUUUAUUUUAAGGCUUUAAAGUGUAGUCUUGUUUAAUAUUGUGUAAUUCUCUGAAAGUCAUGAACAUUUCAUAAACUGUCUUAAAUAAGUCAGACAAUAGGACUUGAAAACAUGUCAUUAAUAUGAGUAAGAAGCGCCAAUGCCCGAGCUGUUAAUAAAUAAUGUAUUAGUCCUGUAAACUGUCCUUUCAGUGUGUUUUAAAACAUAAAUGUACGUUGGUAUAACCACACUUUGCGUAAAAAUACACGUGUAUCCUCAUGAGAUCACGCUGUAAAGACACAAUAGUAGAGGUGUUUCAAUGUUAAACCGUCUUGAAGGAACUUGCCAUUUUUGCUUGCUGUAAAAAAAACCAAUAGGCUUACAUUCAGCUCGUUUACAUGCGAUUAUUUCCAAUAAUGCGAGGAAGGACUUACCCAGCUAGAAAUAAAAAGUUCUAAGAACGUUCCCUGAAAGUUCCCGAAUGUUCCCAAAAACAUUCUGCCAACGUUAAAAGCGGCCAGUUUUUUUUUAAGUUCUAGGAACGUUUCUGU
Misgurnus anguillicaudatus (oriental weatherfish) is the source of this 7662-nucleotide messenger RNA. It is a transcript of the gene smug1, whose product is annotated as single-strand-selective monofunctional uracil-DNA glycosylase 1. The record is from RefSeq and is a predicted model, not a curated record. Gene Ontology annotation, molecular function: single-strand selective uracil DNA N-glycosylase activity; oxidized pyrimidine nucleobase lesion DNA N-glycosylase activity. Lineage: Eukaryota; Metazoa; Chordata; Actinopteri; Cypriniformes; Cobitidae. Gene Ontology annotation, biological process: base-excision repair.